AUGAAUUAUUUAAGGCCGCAGCUCUCUCUGUGUUUAAUUUUGGGGCGCCACCAGCGCAGGCCCAGCGCGGGAGGUGGCACCGCUGUCACCAAGGUCCCCCCGGCAGCGCCACCACUCCAAGGUUCCACCCUCUGAGCUGCCCCUCUGUGACAUCAGCCCGGGCCGGUGGCACCGCCAGGGCCACCAGAGGUGACAGCUCCGCUCCGCCUCUGCCACCUGCGCUGGCACCGAUGGCUCUGCUGGCCCUGCUCGUCCUGCUGGCCCUGGCCGGGCCCGUGCGGGGCACGUGGGACACCUGCAGAGGGACCUGCGGACUCCGGCCCAUGGCCUUCGACCACAGCUCCGAGCUUCUGGAAUAUUCUCUGGACGGCGAUUACAAACCUUCGGACGGAGCCUCGCAGGAUGGGGGUGGCACCGGGGUGCACCCGGGGGCCUGGCCCGGCAUCGUCAGCGUCCAGGCCCGGCUGGAGAACGGCACGUGGCACAUGUGCUCGGGGGCCCUCAUCCACCCCCAGUGGGUGCUCACGGUGGCACACUGCUUCGUGGAGACUGGGGACACCUCCAGGUGGGAAGUGGUGAUCGGAGCCACGGAUCUGAGCCAGCCGGGCCCCGAGGCCGAGCUUCGCCACAUCCUGAGGCUCCUGGUGCACCAACACUACAACCCGGCCACGGCCAGGAACAACAUCGCCCUGCUGCAGCUGGACCAGCCCGUGGAGUGCAGCGACUACAUCCAGCUGGGCUGCGUGCCCGACAGCUCCCUGGCAGUGCCCGAGCUCAGAACGUGCUUCAUCGCGGGCUGGAGAGCCAGCCCGGACAGCGGUCAGUGCCCGCCGGGACAGGGCCCGGGGCUGCGGGGGGCUCGGCCC
Molecule: messenger RNA, 866 nt
Organism: Cyanistes caeruleus (blue tit)
Lineage: Eukaryota; Metazoa; Chordata; Aves; Passeriformes; Paridae
Source: RefSeq, a predicted model, not a curated record